CCGGUUUUCACGUAGGGAGCUGCCCCGAUCCGUGAUUGGAGGAGGGCAUGCCACGUGCACAUGUCUUUACUAUGCCACACGAGCACAUUUGAUUACCUGUCAGGUUGCUCUGAAAGGCGGCCCAGGAGGGAUUUCAUUAAGGUUGUGACUGCAGCUGCUGAGGAACCUCCUGCAGCGUAAACGGAGCUUCUCCACAGACUUUAACUUUUUAAUGCAUUAAAUUGGAACCGCUUUUUAACAACCGCAAUGGCUCUGAGCUCAUUCGACAUCGACGCCCCACGAUGGGAUCAGUCUACGUUCAUGGGCCGACUGAAGCACUUCUUCAACAUCACAGACUGCACGACGGCGCUCUUAUCUGACGCACGCUUGGACGAGGCCAAAGCUUUAGUAGAGAGCUGCAGGGCAGGAUCCAUCCCUCCCGGCACCACAGAGGAGCAGCUCUACUACGCUAAGAAGCUGUACGACUCAGCCUUCCACCCAGACACUGGAGACCGCAUGAACCUUAUCGGCCGCAUGUCCUUCCAGGUCCCUGGGGGCAUGGCCAUCACCGGCGCCAUGCUGCAGUUCUACAGGACAGUUCCUGCGGUGGUGUUCUGGCAGUGGGUCAAUCAGUCCUUCAACGCUCUGGUCAACUACACAAACCGUAACGCUGCCUCCACCAUCACUCCCAAGCAGAUUGGAGUCGCCUACUUCACAGCAACCAGCACAGCAUUAGCCACAGCAGUCGGACUCAACCUCUACACAAAGAGAGCUCCUCCUCUUGUAGCGCGCUGGGUCCCUUUUGCAGCGGUGGCUGCAGCUAACUGUGUUAACAUUCCUAUGAUGAGGCAACAGGAAAUUCUGAGUGGCAUUGCUGUCUCAGAUGAAAAUGGCAACAAACUGGGCCACUCUACGAGAGCAGCGGUGAAAGGCAUCACUCAGGUGGUCAUCUCUCGGAUCACGAUGGCUGCGCCAGGAAUGAUCAUCCUCCCCAUCAUCAUGCAGCGGCUGGAAAAAUACAAGUUCAUGCAGAGAAUCACGUAUCUCCACGGACCAAUUCAAGUGAUGUUGGUGGGAGGGUUUUUGAUCUUCAUGGUUCCUGCUGCCUGCUCCCUGUUCCCUCAGCGAUGCUCCAUGGCCGUGUCGAAGCUGGAGCCCGAGCUGAGAGACUCCAUCAGGUCUCAGUAUGGAGACGCUGUACAAUGUGUCUACUUCAACAAAGGCCUCUGAGGCUCAGAGGGCUGAUUGACAUUUCACCACACAAAACCGAAUACAUGUGUGUUUAUGUCAUAAGUUUUCUAAUUAUUAGUCACCAUGAAAUGCUCUUCUCUUCUACGUCAUCAAAUCGGUGCUUAUCAGUGGGGUGAUUUUUGAUCCGUCAUGUCUCUUUUUUUGUUAUCUGUUUCUUUAUUUCAAAUUAUUUCUGUCUUACUUUAAACAGGUACAAGGGGCACUGUGUUCUCCUGUAGAGACACCAAAUGAUCUCCUCUCAGGAACAGCACAUCACUUUGCCAGAUAAAACCUCUCGUUAGUCUGUCCGUCAGGAUCUGGCUCGUCUGUAGUUGUUUUCAUUCGCCAUUUGUUUGUGUUUCAGUGCUUUUAAUCAGUGUCGGCUCCUGCUCUCUUACAAUCUGUGCCUUCUACAAAGCGACAGGAGCAACAACGCUGCUGGAUUUGACUUUCUUUAAACCAGUAUUGGCUUCACUGUGAUACCAGAGAAAUACUUCUAUGCAUGGGUUAAAACUCUGAAACGGUCAUCAGUGUGUGUGUGUGUGUGUGUGUGUGUGUGUGUGUGUGAGUGUGAGUGUAUGUAUGUGUGUAUGUGGAAGUUUGUGUGAUUAAAGUGGAGGACACUGCCCUCUUCUGCUACAGUAGAGGUAGAUGUACGACCUGGUUGCAUGAUUUAUCUGAAAGGUUUACCCGUUGGAUCAUGUCGCUGUGUGUAAACUCAGACUCGUGUCACAAUCCUCAGUAUAAGCUGGAAUAAAACCACACAAAUAUUUGAAGAA
Epinephelus fuscoguttatus (brown-marbled grouper) is the source of this 1988-nucleotide messenger RNA. It is a transcript of the gene sfxn2, whose product is annotated as sideroflexin 2. Lineage: Eukaryota; Metazoa; Chordata; Actinopteri; Perciformes; Serranidae. The transcript has 12 exons. The record is from RefSeq and is a predicted model, not a curated record. Gene Ontology annotation, cellular component: mitochondrial inner membrane. Gene Ontology annotation, biological process: monoatomic ion transport; serine import into mitochondrion. The coding region runs from base 247 to 1209 and encodes 320 amino acids. Gene Ontology annotation, molecular function: monoatomic ion transmembrane transporter activity.